UUUGUUUUUGUCUUCGUUUCAAAAUCUCUGCAAGUCUCUGAUCGCAAUGGAGGAUGAUGAUGGAGGUCAUGAGAGAAGAGAAGAGACCCGCCGAGUUAACGAUCGUUUCUUCGUAGCAGUUUCGCUCGCCAUUUUCACCGGAAUCUGCAAACGAGCUGCUGGUUUUGACGUUUCCGAUACGAAUCCGGGAACCGAGUCGACUAAAAGCGGACACGUGGCGUUCUACUGCGCAUUGGAGCUCAACAAGCUAGCCGAUCAGUGUUUUCUGUUUGCUAUUAUCAGACUUACUUUAUCGUUUCUCGGACUCACUUUUGCGCCGGUGGUGAUGCGAAGACUACGAGAAGAGACGGACAUGAAACUGAUGAUGGGUUCUUUCUGCCUUGUGGUCUCGCUCUGUUUCUUGGCUUAUCUCCGAUGGUUCGUCGUCGGAUGAGUUUUUUAGUUCGCCAGAGUCUUCCUCUUGCUUUCGAUUUAUAACGGUGUCGUUUUAGUCUUUCUGCAUUUCUUGUUUUGUUUCUUUACUCUGUCUGAGUCUGACUAUGGUUUGUUGAUAAAGGUUUGAUCUUUGAAUACCAUUUGGUACUGGA
Molecule: messenger RNA, 587 nt
Organism: Capsella rubella
Lineage: Eukaryota; Viridiplantae; Streptophyta; Magnoliopsida; Brassicales; Brassicaceae
Exons: 1
Coding region: 47-433 (128 amino acids)
Source: RefSeq, a predicted model, not a curated record